Messenger RNA from Oryza brachyantha (malo sina), 779 nucleotides. Its product is annotated as protein ABSCISIC ACID-INSENSITIVE 5-like. The transcript has 2 exons. Gene Ontology annotation, biological process: positive regulation of DNA-templated transcription. Gene Ontology annotation, molecular function: DNA-binding transcription factor activity. Lineage: Eukaryota; Viridiplantae; Streptophyta; Magnoliopsida; Poales; Poaceae. The record is from RefSeq and is a predicted model, not a curated record. Bases 56 to 556 code for a protein of 166 amino acids. Gene Ontology annotation, cellular component: nucleus.
UGUAACACGGCCAAAACAAGACAGCUAGCCCAAGCUGUCUUUGCUGCCAGCGACCAUGGAGCGAGCUGUCACUGGCACUGCAGGUAGCAGUGGUGGCGACGACGAGCUCGUGUUGCCUCCGGCGGCGUCUGAGGACGCGCUCGGCCUCAGGCUCCCGUCGUCUCGCUCCUACUCCUCCUCCGGCGGCGGCGCCGGCGGAGCAGCGGGACGGCGGCUGGCGGCGUCGCUGGAGCAGGAGCUGCUAUACCGCGCGGAGCUGCAUCAGCAGCAGGUCGCGUCGGUUGGCGGCGGCGGCGGCGUGGACCGGCGGAAGCGGCGCGCGAUGAAGAACCGCGAGUCGGCGGAGCGGUCGCGCGCGCGGAAGCAGGCGUACCUGCAGGAGCUGGAGCAGGAGGUCCGCCUCCUCCGCGCCGAGAACGCCACGCUGCGCGACCAGUGCGACGAGCUGAAGGCCCUCGCGGAGAAGGCGGAGACGGAGGCGCCGGCGCCGGCGCCGACGAAGCCGACGUGCAGAGGACGUCAUUCGCGACGUUCUGAUCAGCCAGUAAAUUUGUGAUAUUUGAUUAGUCAGCAAGGUUAGUGGUAAUUACUCCAGUAUGUACUAGACUAGCUGGCGGCUUAAUUUAGCUGAGCUGAGGUGAGAGUGACCGUGUGCCUGCCUGCUUGCCUCUACAAAGAUGGCUUUCUCAAAUACCCCACAUUUUGGUGAACACAGGCUGCUGCUACAGGGAAGAAUUUUUUUUUAAGCAUAUGGGUUAUAUCACUCCACCAACAUGCAA